ACUAAGUCCAUGUCUAAUAAACUUUCACAUGUCUGAAUAUUUUGUUAGAAAUGGCACCGUUAAUUUAUGGUAAGUUGAAAUAUUUGUUUUUUCAAACACAUGGUAAGUUGAAUUUUUAUUUUUAAACACAUGGUAAAUUGAAAAUAUAUUCAGUAUAUAUAUACGAUAGGAAACUGUAUUUUCAAUCUCAUCAUCUACAUGCAAGUUUCCAUAGAGAAAAUAUUAUGUUGAGAUAGUAUAAUAAUAACUAAUUAUGGAAAAAUGGCAAUUAGUAGACAAACUAAUCAUUGUUUUCAUAGACAAGAGACAAAACAUUGCAAGGAAAACAAAAAAGAAUUCUCCAAGUUACUACAUUUCAUAUAUUUAAAAUAUCAAGAAAAAUGAAAAAAAAAUAUAUGUUGCUACCAUUAUUGGUUGAAUACAUAAAACUAUAUACUAAAUUUUUUGUAUUAUUUAGAAAAAAACCAAAAAAUAUAUAUUUUAAUUAAACAUUUAAAUGAAAAGAGGCAUGCAUGCAUUCAGAACGGUCAAAUAUAAAUAGGAACCUGUAUCACAGUGUCAGUGAUCUUCCCUCCCCAAUCGAAUAUUCUACCGAUCGCUUUACUUUCCCGAAUUCAAAAAUUUCCCGGAAAAUUUGUAAAGAAUCGUUACUUUCCCGAUUCAUUUCCUCCAGUGAUCUUCAUCGUAUUCCAACUUCUCCUACAUAAAACCAAAGCAUUAGCUUUCUCAAUUAUCACACGGAGACUACAACAAACAAACAAAAAAACAUGACGAAUAAGCAGCAGCUCGAUGACGUGGAGGCGGAGAAAGCGGAAGCGAUGAGGAGAUACAACAACCAGAAACGGUUCAGGAACAUCGUACGAGCAGCCGCCGUAGCUUUCUUCUGCUACUUGUGGUUUCCCACGCUACAAGCUGCCUGCGAUUGGUUUAACCGAACCGGAGCGGUUAUUAAUUUAACCAAUCGCGCGUUCGUCUUCUUCUUCGUUAACGUACUCGUCGGUUUGAUCUUCCUUCUAUCUCGCGAUCACGGCGACGAAGAUAGUGGGAGUGUUAGGACCAACGAGCCAGACCUAUACGAUCAGUACACCUCCUUCUCCGCCGUAACCGUAGCCGUAACCGCCUCCGAUGAUGAUGAUUCGAAAAAGCAAACCGUUCCGACGUUUAUCACGGUGGUCCACGAGGAGGAGGAGGUGGUUGAGGAGAAACAAAUCGUUCCGGCGGAGGAGGAGGUGGUUGUGGAGGCGGUUACAACGGAGAAUAAGGUUAUCCGGCCGGCGACUGAUUUUCGGAGGACUGAAUCGGCGAACGCGGCGAUUGAGAGAUUGAACAGCGAGGAGUUUCGUUUGAAGGUGGAGGCGUUUAUAAUGGAGAAGAAGAGAUGUCUUGUUCAGGAGGAAAACGACGUCGUUGGAUGGAGAGAAGAUGGUUCUUCUGGACUUGAGCUCGUUGGUGCUGACUAAAGCCAUGGGUCGUGCUAAAUAGAUAUGACGAUAACAUCAAAUGACUUGAAAAAAAUGUUCUCUUUUUAUUUUUAGUCACGAAAUGGAUGUAGUUUUCUCUUAUAUUAAAAACUAAUACUACCUUUCAAUGUGGUUGCAUUGCA
Brassica napus (rape) is the source of this 1603-nucleotide messenger RNA. RefSeq lists its product as uncharacterized. The coding region runs from base 768 to 1460 and encodes 230 amino acids. NCBI's taxonomy places the organism in Eukaryota, Viridiplantae, Streptophyta, Magnoliopsida, Brassicales, Brassicaceae. The record is from RefSeq and is a predicted model, not a curated record. The transcript has a single exon.